This is a messenger RNA of Humulus lupulus (European hop), 2349 nucleotides long. RefSeq lists its product as uncharacterized. The transcript has a single exon. Gene Ontology annotation, molecular function: zinc ion binding. The record is from RefSeq and is a predicted model, not a curated record. The coding region runs from base 1 to 2349 and encodes 782 amino acids. NCBI's taxonomy places the organism in Eukaryota, Viridiplantae, Streptophyta, Magnoliopsida, Rosales, Cannabaceae.
AUGACUCGAGUAGUAAUCUAUGCUCAAUAUGAUGGGGAAUGGAAGGAAGAGCAAGGGUUGUAUAAAUGGUCACCAAAGAAUAAGGAAGUUAUAUCUAUCAUUGUUGAUGACUCCAAUAUUACUUUUGAGGUGUUAUUGGAGAAAUUGUAUAAGAAUAUUGGGGUGAAUCAAAAUGAUAUCGAAUUGAAAAUAAGUUACUUACCUAUCAUUGCGGGAGAAAAUAUACCACCACUCAUUUUACGAGGGGAUGAAUGUCUUGCAGCUUAUCUUUUGGAUUGUGGAGAGAACAAUCGUAGAGUUGCACUACGUGUGGAGCUCAUUAAGAGAGAAGAUAUAUGUGACAUGGAAGUUGAACGCAACAUGAAAGAAAAUGAACAAAGUUUAGUAGAUGAUUACUUUGACCGUGAAUUCUACUUUGAAAAUAAUAUUUGUGAUGCUGCUUCUGCACCAGGCGAAAGUGGUGUUAAUCUAGGUUGUGAACCUGUGGACCUUCUUAACAAAAGGACAACAUCAUCAUCUCCAACUCCAAAUCACAUUGACCCAUUGAACUACUAUGAUUCGUUGGACCACCAUGAUGAACAAAAUCAAGUCCCUAGUGAAGACACAUUUUGUUUCCCAGAUGGGUCAGAUUUGGCAAUUGGUCAAGAAUUCAAGAACAAAGAUGAGGUAAAAACUAAGUUGAACGAUAUUGCAAUAAAGGCUUGCUUUGAGAUGGAAAUUAAUAAAUCUACCAAGUCAUUAUAUGUGACAAAAUGCAUUGACAAGUCAUGCAAUUGGGCAGUGCGUGCAGCAAAAGUUACCAACUCAGAGCGUUUCUCAAUACGAACUUAUUGUAACACUCACACUUGUUCCCUUAUUAGCCGGAAAAGAAAGCAUCGUCAAGCAAGUGCUGCAGUAGUUUCUAAUGUCGUGAGGUCAAGUUUCGAUGGUCAAAAAGAGACACCGAAGCCAAAAGCAAUAAUGACGAUUAUGCAGAACAAUCACAUGCCAAUAACAUAUUGGAAAGCUUGGAAGGGGAAAAAACUUGCAAACAACCUUCUUAGAGGUUCGCUUGAAUUAAGUUUUCAAAAUCUUCCAGCUUACUUAUACAUGGUUCGAAAGAUGAAUCCAGGUACGAUCACGCAUUUGGAGGUGGAUGAAGAUUCUAAAUUCAAAUAUGUUUUCCUAGCAUAUGGAGCAUGCAUCAAAGGAUUUCGUUGCAUGAGAAAGGUUAUUGCGGUGGAUGGGACUUGGUUGAAGACCAAGUACAAAGGUGUAAUGCUCAUUGCAACAGCACAAGAUGGUAAUUUUCAUCAAUAUCCUAUUGCUUGGGCUGUGGUUGAUUCAGAGAAUGAUGCUUCAUGGUCAUGGUUCCUUACAAAGUUACAAGAACUUAUACCAGAUGAUAGUGAUUUAGUCUUUAUUUCAGAUAGAAAUCAAAGCAUCAUCAAUGGGGUGUCAAAUAUUUACAGGAAGUCACAACAUGGGCAUUGUAGGUGGCAUCUGUCUCAGAAUAUUAAAGCACGUGUCAGAGUUAAAGGUGUCAUAAAAUUAUUCGAAGAAACUGCCAAUGCCUAUAAAGUUUCCGACUUCAACAAACUCUAUGAUGAAUUGAAGAAUAGAUAUCCCGUAGCAGUGAAGUAUCUUGAAGAAUCAAAUCUCACUCUUAGUAAAUGGGCGAGAUCUCACUUUACAGGCUUUCGGUACAAUAUUAUGACUACGAAUGGUGCAGAAUCUAUUAAUGCAGCACUGAGGGAACCUAGAGAUUACCCUAUCAAUGCGUUGUUGGAGGCUAUGCAGGCAAAAGUCUCUGAGUGGUUCAACAAUCGCCGCAAUAUUGUGGCAUCUAUCAAUACAAAGUGUACACCUUUAACUCCAAAGGCAGAGAAUAUUAUUCGAAAAAGAUUCAAGAAAGCAUCGGAAAUGAAUGUGAAACAACUUAACCGAUUUGAGUAUGAGGUUACAGGUAAAGAAAAUGAUGCCAUAAUUGAUUUAGGUCAAAGACAAUGCUCAUGUCGUGUCUUUGACCUUGAUCAACUUCCAUGUGUGCAUGCAUUAGCAUCAUAUGAGCAAGCUGGAAUAGAAGUGUAUGAUUUGCGCUCUAAUUAUUAUAAGUUGGAAACUUGGGCGUUGGCUUAUCUUGAUACCAUUUAUCCAGUUCAUCAACAAGAAGAUUGGGAUAUCAAUGAAGUUGAAGUAUUGCUGAAGGUAUUGCCUCCAAAUGUCCCAAUCAAGCGUGGUAGGGAAAAAUUGAAAAGAAUCCCAUCAGUUGGUGAGGGAAAAAAAUGGAUAAAAAGGUGUGGUUUAUGCGAGCAGCCUGGUCACUCCAAAAAAACAUGCCCCUUACGAGCCACAACUUCUAAAUUGUAA